CAAGACACCAAGGCUCCAACUUUUACUCGGCAUCACCGGCAUCACUUUAUCUCGACCCGCGGUUCGAUCCUAUCUUCUACGCCAGCUCCUCCAUCCCAUACAGUUGCAAUCAACGAAAAUGACUCGGAUGCAAUGACAACCCCCACCCCGAGGAUGCCCAUACAGCCAUGAAUAACCGCUAUCGCCCGGUGCAGCUCGCCCAGCAUACAUUCCCCUGGCUAUCGGUCCAGGUCACCAGAGUCGCUAGCCAAAAGGUAGACCCCAAGUUGGGCAAACUGGGAGGGCAUCUCUGCAUUUUCGCAGAAAGAUUACCUCAUCUUUCAGACUCACAAAAACGCCGGCUUGAACAUCAUGGCACCAUUCGGCGCCUCCUCACCAAACUUGAGACCGCUCUCUCGGCCUCCUCCAACCCCACCAAGAUACGGCAUGGCCUAAUCAGCUUGCCGUUUGGAGGGCAUCUAGACUUUCCUCUCCUAACAAAUAUCGCGAUAGCAAUGGAGGAUGCGAAUGAUGGCGGACAUAAAGGCGUACGAGCCCUCCCGCUCAUCGAGCCCAUCAUAAGGAAUGCUCUAUUGAAGGGCAACAUCGACUACGCGGGCAUUUUUUCGACGUUCGUGGAGGUUUCCGAGAUUGGACAGGAGGACAAUGGCGAGGUUGAUGAGGCCCUGGUCCCCCAGUCGCCUUCAGGCAAGGACGACUUCGCGGGCUAUGAGAGGUAUGCCAAAGCAUUAUACAAAGUCCUGGUGCGGUAUGGCUCUUGCAAUUGCGACCGCCAGGAUCAGAACGACCGGCACUGGGCUCGGCUCAGACUGAAGCCGCUAUACCAGGCAAAUGAGAACAACCAGAUACCUUUCGACAUGUUGUUCUCGGCUUCGCCAAACCCACCUCGUACCGUCCGGUUCGAGUGGCAGCAUGUUCGCGUCUUCGUUCCCACCAGCAAGUCACGGCGGAAAGUCCAGUGGGCACAACAACUGGCACCCGCACACGAGGCAGAUCAACCCGACGGGACAGACAACGAGGCUUAUGAACGCAUCGAAACGUUAUGCACCCUCAUCGCGAGCCGGUGUGGCUCACUCUUGUGCUUCAAAGCAGCCGGUGAUCACCUGAUGGUCCUCCGCGGGGCGACCGACCUCGUGAGCCAACAUAACGUCAAACACGAUACCUCUCCGGGUCUCCAUCUCGGACAAGUGCUCGACCGGUUCAACAUGCGGCACGGAAUGCGACCAGUGCUCGCAUACAUUCUGGCAAAGGCUGCCUGGUAUUACUACGACUCUGAGUGGACGAGCAUGGGCGUAAGCAAUGACUGUGUGUAUUUCAUGGGCGAGACGCUCGAAGAUGAAGUCGUCUACUUCUGUAAGCCAUAUCUUUCAGCUCAGCUACCACCCCAGGGCAGCCAAAUGGCCGAAUGCCGCCAGGUUGUCGGCAUGAUUCACAGGUACCCACGGAUUCUCGCUCUCGGCGUCAUGCUAGUCGAGAUCGCAACUGGCCAGCGGUUCGAGAUGGAGGGACGUCCCGAUCAGUGGGACCCAAAGACAGCCAACCAACAGCUUUUGACCCUCCAGAAACACCUAAACAAUGGCGAGUUUCAUGAAGACUGCAGGUUUCCGCGCUACAAAGCGGCGGUAAACAAGUGUCUGGACCCGAUGCUCUUCCGAAACGCCCCGUUCAACCCCAAGAAGCCCACCGAAAACCUGGAGCAGAGGCGGUCAAUACUCUACAACGAAAUCGUGGAUCCGUUGCGUCAGUUGAUAGAAGGAACAGGGUGGGAUGAUGAACUCGACGAUAUCGAACAGACAGCCCUGGUUCCGAAGCCCAGGGCAAAGACAGGAUUGAAACCCCCCGCACACUUUAUAGUGUCCGAAAUGGCAGCCCCAGCGGCCCCAGCGGUCCCAAAGGGGGACCCAUGGCUCGAGGAGAUUACUGUUCUGAACAAAAUGCUCAAAGCAGAAAGGAGAAAAGCAUCAACAAGGAAUACUCCUUUUAAGGUCGCUAUUCUCGAUACAGGAUACGACGACAGCUCACCCACGUUCGAUAUUCCUGGUCGUUCGAGGAAGGUCAAAGGAUGGAAAGACUUUGUGUCCUGCUCUCCCCAUCCCGUCGAUACGGACGGCCACGGGACCCAUCUCCUCACACUUCUUCUGCAGCUGGAGUGCCCGGCAAAUAUCUACGUCGCGCGCGUAACGGAGAGCAGCAAGACGCUGAAUUCAGCCGAACGCAACAUCGCUGAGGCGAUCCGAAUGGCUGCAUUAGAAUGGGAUGUCGACUUCGUCUCUCUAUCGUUCGGCUUCCCCAGACACAUUCAAGGGAUCAGGGAGGCCAUAGCAGAUGCAGUUUACGCCAAGCGGGGCGCUAUCACCUUCUUCGCGGCCGCUAACAACGAUGGGUUCAACAGGAGAGAGAUGUUCCCGGCCAACCUAGGGGAAUCCGUCAUUUCGGUCCGGGGGACCAACAGGACCGGCAGCUUCGAGCCCAAAUACAACCCACCCACCAGUUCAGACGAGCCCGUCUUUGGCACGCUCGGUGUCGACGUCCUAUCAGAUUGGCCCGGGUUUGAAACUGGGAAACUCAUGUCUGGUUGUUCAGUUGCAACACCCAUCGCCGUUGCAAUCGCCGUUAUGCUCCUUGAAUAUGCGGUAGCGAGACCUCGGGAGUUCGAUCCGGACGAUCUGAAACUUAUACGCACCCGCCGGGGGGUUUUUGAGAUGUUUAAGGAGAUUAGCGUUCACGCGGGAGACCAUCGGCAUUAUGUCGCACCGUUCAAUCUCUUCCGGCUGAGCGAGGAUGUAAGAUUGGCAAAGAUGAAGACGGCACUUGGGAGACAUCCAGAAAGGUGGUAGACUACCUAGGACGGGACAGGAGAUUUCGUUGAGAUGGCCAGAACGAGUUAGAAACAGGCGGAAAAUACCGAAACCCCUUUACCUUGCACUUUCUACUCCAUCUCAUCAUCCAUGCUAAGAACCACCACCUCGCCCUCCUCACUUUCCACGACAACCUUCUUGACACUCUCCUCCUCCUCAUCAUCCUCAAUACCCAUAUCCUCAACCCCUACCUCCGUAACCUCAAUCGUAUCCUCGGAACUCUCCCCAUCAUCAUCCUCAUCACCAAGCAUCCUCUCCCUAUCCCUCCCCCUAAACUCAGCCAACUCCAACUCCCCGCCCCGCCACCCCCUCCUUUUAACCACCACCACCCGAUACGCAAUCACCACCUCCCCCUCGACCGCAUACGCCUCCCCGUCCCCCCUCUCCCUCCCAACCCCGACCUCGGCCCC
This is a messenger RNA of Chaetomium fimeti, 3268 nucleotides long. RefSeq lists its product as uncharacterized. Bases 168 to 2837 code for a protein of 889 amino acids. The transcript has 2 exons. NCBI's taxonomy places the organism in Eukaryota, Fungi, Ascomycota, Sordariomycetes, Sordariales, Chaetomiaceae. Gene Ontology annotation, biological process: proteolysis. The record is from RefSeq and is a predicted model, not a curated record. Gene Ontology annotation, molecular function: serine-type endopeptidase activity.